Molecule: messenger RNA, 3785 nt
Organism: Anolis sagrei ordinatus
Lineage: Eukaryota; Metazoa; Chordata; Lepidosauria; Squamata; Anolidae
Biological process (GO): mitochondrion localization; mitochondrial fusion
Cellular component (GO): mitochondrial outer membrane
Molecular function (GO): GTPase activity
Source: RefSeq, a predicted model, not a curated record
CUUCCUGGCGCAAUGCCUCUCGGGAGCGGUAGUCUCUUCCCACCGGCUGCUCUUCCCGGGCCUCGUCGUGGUUUCCGGCCGCCAUGCCCGGGGGAAGGGGCGGCAAGGCCCGCGAGGCCGCCAACCCGGCGCUCGGGGGAGGGGGCGAGUCGGUCACAGAGCGGGUCCUGCGCGAGGCCCACGCGCUCUAUGUGCAUCCGGGUCACGGUCUGGUGACUAUCGGGGCACGGCUGGGACUGACCCUGCUCCCACCACGCCGCAAAGUGACUGUCAUGGUCAUGGGCAACCACAGCGCUGGCAAGAGUAGCUUCAUUAACUGGUAUGUGGAAGAGCACAUUCAACGAACUGGUGUCGCUAUUGAGACUCAGGGAUUCACCUUCAUCACCAGUGGAAGAAAGCGAGAAUCUCUCACGGGCAAUGCUACGCUCCAUCUGUACCCCCAUUUCCAGGCUUUGCAGAGUUUUAAAGGGGUGCCAGAGUACCUCAGCACUGAAAUCUGCACCUCCAAACAGAAGCAAUUCCCCCUGGUCACCUUCCUUGACACUCCAGGCUUGGUAGAUGGUGACAUGAAAUAUCCAUUUGAUGUAGAAGCAGCACUUAUAUGGUUUGGCCAGCUCUGCGACCUCAUUCUGGUCUUCUUUGAUCCUAUGGGGCAGGCCCUUUGCAAACGCACCCUCAACAUUGUGGAGCACCUCAAUGAAGGCUACGGUGACAAGCUGCAUUUCUACCUCAGCAAAGCCGAUGAGGCUGGUGCAGAGGGGGACAGACAGAGGGUGCUGAUGCAAAUUGUCCAGGAGCUUUGUAAGCGUCCAGGCCUGAAUAAAUGUGGUUUUGACAUGCCCACAAUCUACAUCCCCAGUCCCAGUAAGCCAAGCCGGUGCGUUAAUCAGAUUGAGGAAAUCUGCCGAUCUAUUGAUAAGACAAUCAGCCAAACGGUGCAGCACACACUCAAUGCCCUGGAGCGGGAUUGCCAUCUCAUCAAUGAGGCUACACUGCGUCUGCUAGAGGAGGACAAUGAAACCAGAAGCAGCAACUUCCGUUCCCGCUUCCGGGGGAUACUCCUGGGGAUUGCUGGGUGCCUGUUGCCCAUCUUUCUCCUUGUAACCUUGCUUUUUGGCACCUCCGUUUCUCGCCAGUUGUGGACUCUGGUCUUGGGAGAGGAGCAAAGCCAAGCAUUGGAGCUAUAUGUGCGUCCGGUUGCCACAGUCUGGAGUUUUGUCCCCGAAGAGCAGACCUUAACAGUGUUCUUUGGCCUUUUUUUCCUCUCCAUUUUCUUCUUGCUCUUGGCCAGUUAUACUUUCAGGACGAAGCCCACACUGUCAAAAAAACAGAAGCGGCAGCUGGCCGAUCGGCAAGAUUAUGUGUUGGACGUGGUGCUGGAAAAAAAGAAACAACUCUAUGAGGAAUAUCUUCGCUUAAGUAUCGGCGAGCAGGACCUGAGCUGAAACUCCUUUCCCAAUGUGUCCAGUCUCCUGUUUCUAUGACACACUCAAUCUCCCCCCACCCCCCACCCCAAUCCCACCUUUCUGAGUUGCUCCACAGAAGAAACUGUCAUACAACUGUGAAUCUUCUAAGGGGCCAGUUAGGUGCCUUCCAAUCUGGCAGGCACCUUUUUCUACAUAGGUUAAAGAGUAACCUUACAUUUGGAUAGCUCUGGUGUCUUAUGAUCUUUUAUACUGUGACUAACCAUAUCUGCAAUGUCAUUCACCCGAAUUUACAGUGAUAUACUUCCUCUUUUUCUGCUACCCUUAUAUCUGAUCAGUGCCUUGGGGUUUUCCUGUUGCCUCUGAUUUCAGGGGGAACAGCGACACUUCCAAACGGCUCUUCAUGUUUGACUGGAUUAUGCAAUUUUUUCAAUCCUAAAUGUCUUCAUAACUAUGCUCCAAGUAUUUGAAAGAUAAUGUCAAAUUACAGGCCAGUAAUAUGCUUAUAGCUCUUUAGUGACAGCCAGGCAUUUUUUUUUCAGACCAGAUUAGUAUUUCUUUUUUCUUAGUUCUGCAACUUCUCUGUGUCACUGCCUAGCUCAGUUCAGCCUGUGUCCAGUCAGUUCACAUGUCAACAAACUCAGUUGACUAGUCCUUGACCCAUCCCAUGGGAUAAGGACUAUGAAUGGGGAGACCUUUUUGUCUCUCUGCAGUUUGACAUAUUUACCUUUGAACCUCACGGGAUAUUUUGUUGGGGCAUGCAAAGGCCCCCAUCAUCCUCUGUAUCACAUUUAACAAGUGCCUUUAAAUGACACCAGCUCUUGAAAUAGAUGGCGGGUUGUUUUUGCAGAUACCACUUAUCUUUCUUUGCUCCUACCUACACUGUGAAACCAUCCCCAUACCUGUGAUUUGUGCAGAAUUAAGCUAUUUUUAGACAACAGCUUUCAGAAUCUCUCAGCUAGCAUCACCAGUGACCUCUCCAGCAGAGGGAUUUUGGCACUUGUGGUCCAAAAAUAUAGUUUUUUCAAGAUCUCAGUCUGUUAUAAGCUAUAACUUAACUCAGUACCUAUGGUAGCAUACUAGAAAUCUUAUCCCUCCUUUCAUCCAGCAUCAGAAAGAACUUUACACUGGAAAGAGGGCUGUCGAAGAUCAUGUAAACUGUUGUAUUCCCUCACUGUGCUUGUUGAUACUAGGACCCUUUCGUUGUCAGGUUUUUUGUUUAUGUACCUCAGCGAUGGCUUGAGGCGCUAUCCAGUAGGGACAAGCUUUUACAAUAGCUUUGAGAUACUCUUACCCAGUAUCUCAGAGUAUGAGAUACUCUUGGGCAGUGGUUCUCAACCUGGGAUCCCCAGAUCUUUUUGGUCUACAACUCCCAGAAAUCUCUGCUAGUUUAUCAGCUGUUAGGAUUUCUGGGAGUUGUAGGCCAAAAACAUCUGGGCACUCCAGGUUGAGAACCACUGCUCUUGGGUAACUCAAAAUAUUAAGUAAAAUGACUGUAGUAGCAGUAGUUACUGAUCAUACUGGGAUGAACAGAUGCUAUUCUCUGCAGUUCAGGGGAGGGAAAGCUUAUGGUCCUGUAGACAUUCAGAUUAUGGCUGCAGUCAUCCUUAAAGUUGCUACUAGCAGUGACCGAAAUUGUAGUUUGGUAAUAUCUAGCAGGCCACAAGGUCCCCACCCUGCUGUGUAAUCCCUUGCCUUAAAAAAUGCUUUGUGGUCUGUAGCACUCAAUCAGGGGAUGAGGCAAGCUUAAUAGCUAUCACAGCUCCAACAAGUUACACUCUAGGCUGUAGCUGCUUAAGCUUCAUGCCCAAAUUCCUUAUUAGACUGUAGUGAAGCUGCUCGAACUGAACAGCUUUCGCAAGUGUUUUGUUUACACCAAACAUGGCGAAUGUUUUGGACUGCCGCUUCCACAACUCCUUAUCAUUGGCCUGAUGGGACAUGCAGGCAAAAACAUCUGGCAGACCAUACACUCCCAUCUUUUGUUUUACACAAUUUCCUUCCCAUCUCAGACAGGAAAUGACCAGUAUUAGUAACCAGAAUUAAUGCCAACCAUUGGCUUGACUAGCAACAAGUCCUUCAGGAAGGAUGGGGAGAUGAGAAGAACUGAUGGGCAUGGCACGAAUUUCCUAACUUAUUUUCAGUUCCUCCCCAACUUCUCUUCCGUUAGUUGCCAUACAUUGCUGCUAAAAUGAUGGUGGAGGGGCUGAGAAGACAUAUUUACUUUUUGUUUUAAAAAUUGUUAGGUAUCCUUUACUGACAGAUCAAAUAGGUCUGAUAGGAACCUUAUUCAUCAAAACACUCCAGCAACACACUGCCAGGAGUUUGGGAUGGACAAUUUAAUAAACGCUUACUGGAAAACUG